GAACGCAGCUCCAACUCGAGACCGAAUAAACGACCAAAUAUGAACUUUAUAGAAGUGUUAAAACUCGCCAAACAAAAUACAUCCACCGGAGAUCAACAUGGCGAUAGUCGCUACUACACGACCAAGUUCUCACCGCCGAAAAAGGAGAGUAAAGAGAAGAAGUUGUCGGAUAAUAUAAAGAAGUUUCUGGCAAAAAAAGACGAAGAGGAGCGAGCCAAGACGUUAGAGCAGCGGCGCAAAGCACAAGAGCUGAUGGCGCGGAGGGAUGGGAAAGCGAAGAGGAAGAUCGAGAAGAUGCUGAAGGUAAUCAAGUCGGCCAAUAAGUCGGUUUUGGAUGAUGCUGGUCAGGAGUUAGACAGUGGGGAACUGGAUCAGCCGGAUGAGGACGACUACGGCUAUACUUCGAACGUGGCCUCACAAUUUUACAAGCAGCUGAUGGACAAGUACAAAAACAACCCGGAAAAAGAGAAGUUCAAGGAAGCGGAAAAGCGAACGAUGAACAAGGAAGAUCUGGCACAGACGAAGGCUCGCGUCAAAGAUGCUAUUACACGUCAGGUCGAGGAAGACCAGAUGCCGCGCAGUCGAAAAGCGCGAACGGUCAGUGAUGGCGGGCGAUGUGUCAGUAAUCAACGCGAACCUGUGAUCCGAUGUAACCGUGGACCAGACCGUAACGAUCCAGUAGAAGAACAACGUCGCGCAGACGUGGAUAUCAAACGGUCGAAAUUGGCAAUUGACAAGAAGAGCAGCAGUGUCGGGCGUAAGCCGAGCGGUCCUCCUCCGCCCGACUUUUUAACGUUGAUAAAAUUAGCCGAGCAGAAGCAGCACGAACCCGUCAAGGUGGAAGUCGUAGCCGAGAAGAAGAGCCAAGAACCGGAGCGACUGAUGACGAAGAAGGAAAAACAGGAGUAUGAGGAGCGGGCGGCUUUUCAAGAAAUGAGACGAUUGCGCGACCGGAUCAAGGAUGAUCCAAAGCUCUCGGAUAAAGAAAAGGAGCAAAAGCUGAAGAAAUUGGAAGCACUCCGCGCGGCAGGCAAGUUGCCUGGUAUCCCACCGACAGUCGGGGUGGUCAAAUCAUCUUUCGCCGGACAUGCCGCCUUGAAUGGGGGUUCAUCGGUUAAAUCUAUCCAGCAAACAGGUAACUCCGGUGUUCGGUCUUCAAAUGGUGCAUCAGGGCCGGGCGGAAAGUUUGGCGCAUCACUAAAUUCUAAACCGAUACCCAAGAUGUCCGAACGCCGAACGGAACCGCAAUCGAAAGAGUCUAGUGUUCAGCACCAACAAGCUUCGUCAGCUGGACCCAAAGUGAAACCUUCAAAUGUUCCAAGAACAGCGGUUUCUAUCCCGAAAAUAGUUUCGGUAACAGGUGGCAAAUCACUCAAUAUGGCGACGGCAACUCCCAAAACGACCUCCACAGAUGUUCAACUUGUUCGAUGCAACAAAACACAAACCGUCACCUCGACGAUAACCUCAAAGGUGUCAGGCAUUGUGAAGAGUAAAUCGUACAACUCGUCGGCUACGCCGGCUUCAUCGGCUACAUCGGCUACGUCGGCAACAGUUAGUGCCCCGCGGCAAAUGUCGUCCAAGGGCACAACGAAUGGUAGCGUGCGAAAUGGCCAGCCAGCAAUGACUACCAAACCUGUAGCUGGAGUGUCGACUAAGCGCCCUUUACAACCAGAGCUUGCCAAGACGCGCCAAUUUCCACCGUCAGAUGUUCAACGCUCAGUGAAGCGACCCAGUGCUAAUAGUGCGGACCGAGGUCAGCCCUCGCGCCAUGGAGGGGGGACUAGUGGGGUCAAGAAACGUCGGGUCAUCGACAGUGACACCGACUACGAUAGCGAGAUGGAUGACUUCAUCGAUGACGGCGACUGCGAGGAGGAUUAUUCGUCAGCAAUCAAAGAAAUAUUCGGCUACGACAAGUCGCGUUACCGGAACGACGAUUAUGAAGCGGAUGACCACAACAUGGAAUCGACAUACGCACAGCAGAUGCGAGAGGAGUUCAUCAGCAAGAAAAUCGGUAUUAUGGAAGAUCUCGAGGAUAUGCGAAUGGAAGAAGAGGAGAAACGGCGUAAGAUGGUGAAGAAAAAGGCUUCGAUUAAGAAGAGAUGAGCUGUACGCGCCAGACAAUUUUACUCGCGGCAACAUACGGAAACGGGAUUAGUUUUUGCCAAGUGAAAAGUUUUCUAUCAAUGUCAUACCAAUUAUCCUUAUUUAGACUAUUCCAUUUCACUUUAAAUGUGUUUGAGAUUUCACUUGUAAUUCGUGAGAGGGUCAUUUGCACUAUUGGCACCUGUUCGCUUUUUUUUUCAAAUAUUCUUUGAAAUCCUGUAUUUACUUGUUCAAUGUAAGAAGAGUAAAGCAUCGUUCAAGUUGUAAUGAAUACAGAACGUAUGAACUAAUGGAAGUAUAACGAAUACCGGAGAAACGGCAUUUUCGAAUCUGACAAUGGUAUCCAGCACUCUAGGGUGUCGUAAAACUAUAUACUUAAAAGGGAAGGACAUCACAAAAACACAAUUAUUUUCGGUCUUAACUCUUUGUUCGCCUUACUUCUUCUAUAACAUAGACGCAUAGAAAACGCAAUUCUUA
Messenger RNA from Anopheles cruzii, 2580 nucleotides. Its product is annotated as protein SPT2 homolog. The record is from RefSeq and is a predicted model, not a curated record. Gene Ontology annotation, biological process: regulation of DNA-templated transcription; nucleosome assembly. Gene Ontology annotation, cellular component: nucleolus. NCBI's taxonomy places the organism in Eukaryota, Metazoa, Arthropoda, Insecta, Diptera, Culicidae. Gene Ontology annotation, molecular function: histone binding; DNA binding. The coding region runs from base 40 to 2103 and encodes 687 amino acids. The transcript is spliced from 2 exons.